UCAGUGGAAGUGGUCAGCGGGGACUCUGCUAUGGAGGAGGCCGCUAGACUAUGAAAGGAGAAUGAAGACUUGAAGCGCAAGUUGAGUGAAGCACUGUGCCAUGUUGGUUAUGACCGAGUUAUGUAUUUGCAGAACAAAAUCGUGGAGCUGCGUUGCAAGGUUGCCGAGAAGCAGGUCAAUGAGGAUGUGAUUGCUGCCUUGAAGACCGAGAUUUGUGAGCUUAAGCAGUCUGCCUUUAUGAAGACCAAUUCCGAACAAGAAAUUGCGGGGUUAAGGAAGGAAGUCAAUCCUCUGCGGGAUCAAAAUGAGCGUGUUGUUCUGGAAAUUGGGCAAUGGAAGGAACAAGCCCUUCGUCCGGGCAACAAGCGGGGCAGUGUGGUGUUGCAGACACCGGAUGUUUCCAAUCGAGGUUCACCUAAACCAGGAUGGACGGAUAAUGUAAGGGAGGAAGGUAAAUGGAAAGCAGAAUAUAGGAAUAUUCAGAGUCUGCAUCGUCUGGCCAACAUUGAAGUCGAGGCGCUCAAGGAAAAGCGGGUUGAAGGGGAAGCUCGUCGAAUGGAGGCAGAAAAGCAGGUCAAGGUUUUGGAGGAGAAGAUGGGACAGUUGAUGGUUAGUGGGGAGAAAGGUAUUGGCAAAGGGAAAUCAGUGGAAGUGGUCAGCGGGGACUCUGCUAUAGAGGAGGCCGCUAGACUACGAAAGGAGAAUGAAGACUUGAAGCGCAAGUUGAGUGAAGCACUGUACCCUGUUGGUGAUGACCGAGUUAUGCACUUGCAGAACGAAAUCGUGGAGCUGUGUCGCAAGGUUGGCGAGAAGCAGGUCAAUGAGGAUGUGAUUGCUGCUUUGAAGACCGAGAUUUGCGAGCUUAAGAAAUCAGCCUUUAUCAAGACCAAUUUCAAACAAGAAAUUGCGGGGUUAAGGAAGAAAGUGAAUCUUCUGCGGGAUCAAAAUGAGCGUGCUGUUCUGAAAAUUGGGCAAUGGAAGGAACAAGCCCUUCGUCCGGGCAACAAGGGGGACAGUGUGGUGUUGCAGACACCGGAUGUUUCCAAUCAAGGUUCACCUAAACCACAAUGGACGGAUAAUGUAAGGGAGGAAGAUCAAUGGAAAGCUUGGUAUAGGAAUCUUCAGAGCCUGCAUCGGCUGGCCAACAUUGAAGCCGAGGCGCUCAAGGAAAAGCGGGCUGAAGCAAGAGCUCGUCGAAUGGAGGCAGAAAAUCAGGUCAGGGUUUGGAGGAGAAGAUGGUACAACUGAUGGUUAGUGGGGAGGAAGGUAAUGGGAACGGGGGUACGAAUCGUGCCGAAUUUGUUGUGGAACAAAAGCGCAAUUGUGAA
Chara braunii is the source of this 1328-nucleotide messenger RNA. Lineage: Eukaryota; Viridiplantae; Streptophyta; Charophyceae; Charales; Characeae. The record is from the annotation of a GenBank genome assembly.